AAAAAUUAAUUUACCGUGGGACUAAAAUAUGUUUACUUGAAGUCUUAAAACAAACUAUUUUUAGUAUGUUAGCUGUAUACUUCGUAUCUAUUAUGGCAGCUAGGGUCUGCCAUAGCCCAUGUCCCCUUCAACCCACAAGUAAAAUAAAAUAAAAGUACCUUUUUAUUGCACGCAAAAAGGCCUAUCAAACCAAGUAAUUUAUACGCGAUCAGCCAUACUGUUGACGUCAUAGUAGAAUAAUUGAUCUCGCAAAACUAAGACCAAUAUUCGACUCUAUGGGCUCGCAAAAAAGUGUAUAAUCUUUCGUAUUUCUUAAACAAAAGUAGAAUCUUUACGCGUCUGACACCACAAAUUGCAACUAUCUCUUUCACGCGUGGUUUUUUUUCCCGUAAGCUGAAGUGAGAUAAAGAUAACAUUCCCUCGCGUACUCGAGCGCUGACGGAUAUUUGGGGUCAUAGAACGUGUUUAAAUUUCGAAACUAGUUCCGUCCAAUACGAUGCCUUUGAAUUCAGAACGCCGCCAUUGGUUAGGGUGGCCUGUACUAAAAACGCGCGCGUCAUCGAAAAAUCGAUAAAACUGUCGUGUUUUUCUUAGACGGUACGGUCAAAUCAUCGUAUUGUUUGGGUUUCCUCUGAGUUUAGUGGUACGGGGUGUCGGAGCGGCUUGAUAGGCGCUUUAUGUUAUUCGUGCAGCUAUUUUGUGAGGCAACAUGUCGGACAGAACGUUCAUGUAGUUUUAAUUUCAUUUAAACACGAUUUCUUUAAGAUAAGUGUGUUGUGGAUGUGCCCAUAGCUGCCAAACAGCAAUGAUGCAGCAACAAAUGUGUCAGCCAGACCAAAUGGGCCAACCACAACAGCAGCAGGUGAUGCUGUGCCCCGUCCGGCUGAUCUACGAGACGCAGAUCCUAGUCCAGCCAGGCGAACAGAUCCAACCGAAUCAAACGCUUUACAUAAAUCCACAAAACCCACCGCCAUGGAUACAGAACCAGGUCCGCCCUCAAAACCAGGUCAUAUACAUGCAGCAGAUGCCAAGCAACAUGAUGCCUUCCGUCCCUCAGCACAUGGACCAAAAUCAGAUGUACCUUCAGAACCUGCAGGGCUACUACCCACAGCAAAUGAUACAGAUGGACCCCAGGCAAAUGUCUAAUGUAGUCCAAAUGAUGCCAAAUAUCGGACAGAUUACUGGUCAAAACGUUAAUAUAGGUCAAAAUGUAAUAAAUGUAGGCCAAAACGUUAGUAAUAUUGCUCCAAAUGUAAUAAAUACAGGACAGAAUGUAAUGCCAAUAAGUAAUGUUGUGCAAAACGUACAGAAACCUACUAAUGUCGGUGUUAAUAUUACUCAAAACCAAAAUAUGGCCAGUAUAGUUAGCAAUGAUAGGGUUUACAAUAGUAACAUGCCGAAUACAAUACCAAUGGCAAACCAAAAUACAAUGACGAAUGUUACCCAAACACAAGAUCGGACAGGUAAUAUGAAUCACAAUUUAGUAAAUAUGCAGAAAGUCGCAGAAUUGCAAGGGAUGAGACAACAGAAUGUGAGACAACCACAAGUCACAGUGUCUCCGAUGCAAAAUGUAAAAUAUGCUCCAAACACUGUUGAUAUUAGACAAAUUGCUCCACAAAAUGUCGGUGAUAUCAGAGCAGUAAACAGUCCAAGACCACUUACUAUUACUAGCAACAUACCAAAUAAUGUUAUGCAAGCAAAUGCAUUAAAUAAAAAAGUCCCUAUACCAAGCAACCCAAUUCCAAUUCUUCCACCAAUUCCUCCUCCAAUUCCUAUCAGGCAUUACAAUCAGAGUCCCUACAGACACAUACAACCUAAACCAAGGAGUGUAACGCCAAUCCAAAACCAGUACAUGCCGAGCGGUUCCCAGACCAUAACUGGACCUAGACCAAAUCAAAGUCUUAACGAAGUAAAUAGGAAAAGAAAGAGCGAAUCACCCGAUGAGACUAAAAGGAAAAUACCUAAUAAUCAGACCGUAAGUGUGAUGGAAACCGCAAACGGUAGGACUAUUAGUUAUAUACCCACCCCUGUUAGAGACUUUAAGCUAGUAUCAAGGAAUGUCGAGACUGCAUCUACCGGAACACAAGCCAACAUCGCUAAGGAAAAGCCUCAAGUUGUUGAUAUGAAAGUCAUACCACCGACUAAAGAUAAUGUUCAAAUCGAAAGCGAUAAGUUAGUUAGAAACACAGUUUUUACUCAAGCAGCUCAAGCUCUUAAUAGACCCCUAAUAAGAACAGAACCUCAACCGGUGCAACCGGACGUCGUGAUACGUAUAGAAAAAUUGCAUUCUCCAACAAAAAUUACACCUACGGAACCCAUGAAAUUUGUAACAUCAGAGGGUAAUACGGAACCAUUAAAACCAGAAACAUCAAAACCGAAUACAGAAAUAGUGAGAAUAGAAACGGCGAAAUCAAUUGCAGAAUUACCGAAAAUGGAAACAUCGAGACUUAAUAUAGAAUUAUUAAAAAUAGGACCAUCGGCAUCAGUUAAAGAACCAUUAGUAAUAGAUACACCAGCACCAAGUUCUAUACCUUUUGUAUUAAGUGCAUCAAUAGAUGAACAAAAACCGAAUACAAACAAGACACCACAGCCUAAUAAACAAGAAAUUCAAUCAAAAACAGAAAAAAAAACAAAGGCAAAAUCAUUAGAAAUGACUACAAGUAGAACGCCAGAACCUAAAACGCCAAAACGAACCACAGAAACACCGAAAAUAGAAACAAUCACAAAACCAGAACAACAUAUAGAAAAACCUAUUAUAGAAACAGUUACAAAGCCGAAAGAAGUUACAAAAGCUAAAGUUAAAAAAGAAGAAACUCCCAAAUCAAAAACUAAUAUUAAAGAUGAAAAAACUGUAGAAGUUAAAAAACCAGAAGUAGAGACAAAACCUGCUAAAGUAGAGGCUAAAGAGGUUAAAGAAGUAAAUAGAAAAUUCACAGUUACUUCUAUAAAUGAUUUUAAAGGAAGCGAGCUGCAGAUAGCGAAUGGUAGUGUGCGGAAAGAGGAUACGGAUCAUUACAUAUUAACGCAUGUUCUGGAUGGAUACGUCAUACAAGAGUCUAAUACAGCAUUCCCUAUCCGGAAACCGCUAAAAGAGAAAAUAAUUUACCAAAACGCAGAUCUAUCACUAGAGCCAAAGAGAGAAGAAACAUAUAAGCACAGAACAGAAGAUGGGAAGCUUAUAAAAGAUAAUAGUAAAAUACUGAGCAUUUCCGAUUUAAACCUGAAUGAAGAUGAUGCGAUAGAGAGUGAGGCUGAAACUGUGAAAUGUAAUGAGGAAAGGGAAAAGAGUGAAGAUACUAAAAUUAUAAGUGAAGAAAAAUGCGACGAAGAUUCGGAUCAACCUUUCGCGAAUCUAACGCCAUCUGCAAUCAAGUCUUGGACGGUCGACCAGCUGGCGUCCCACCUGUCAAAAUUCGACUGGGCAGAGACAAUCUCAGUGUUGUCAGAGCACGAAAUCGACGGGGAAUCCUUGUUUUUAGUUAACAAGCAACAGCUGGUGCAGAUUGGAGUCAGUGAAAUGCACGCCGAUGUUAUAUGCGAGUAUAUAAAGAACAGUUAAAUUGUAGAAUGUGUAUAUAAUAUAAAUAUAGAGAGAUAUUGACUAUAUUGUAUGUAUUGGCACAGGG
Molecule: messenger RNA, 3626 nt
Organism: Cydia splendana
Lineage: Eukaryota; Metazoa; Arthropoda; Insecta; Lepidoptera; Tortricidae
Product: titin homolog
Exons: 7
Coding region: 806-3559 (917 amino acids)
Source: RefSeq, a predicted model, not a curated record